AUGGCCUGCUGUUCCACUAGCUUCUGUGGAUUUCCCAUCUGUUCCACUGCUGGGACCUGUGGCUCCAGCUGCUGCCGAUCAACCUGCAGUCAGACCAGCUGCUGCCAGCCAACUUCCAUACAGACCAGCUGCUGCCAGCCAACCUGCCUCCAGACCAGUGGCUGUGAGACCGGCUGUGGCAUUGGUGGCAGCAUUGGCUAUGGCCAGGUGGGUAGCAGUGGAGCUGUGAGCAGCCGCACCAGGUGGUGCCGCCCUGACUGCCGCGUAGAGGGCACCAGCCUGCCUCCCUGCUGUGUGGUGAGCUGCACAUCCCCGUCCUGCUGCCAGCUGUACUAUGCCCAGGCCUCCUGCUGCCGCCCAUCCUACUGUGGACAGUCCUGCUGCCGCCCAGCCUGCUGCUGCCAGCCCACCUGCAUUGAGCCCAUCUGUGAGCCCACCUGCUCCCAACCCAUCUGUUAA
Molecule: messenger RNA, 459 nt
Organism: Budorcas taxicolor (takin)
Lineage: Eukaryota; Metazoa; Chordata; Mammalia; Artiodactyla; Bovidae
Product: keratin, high-sulfur matrix protein, B2C
Exons: 1
Coding region: 1-459 (152 amino acids)
Cellular component (GO): keratin filament
Source: RefSeq, a predicted model, not a curated record